Molecule: messenger RNA, 867 nt
Organism: Petromyzon marinus (sea lamprey)
Lineage: Eukaryota; Metazoa; Chordata; Hyperoartia; Petromyzontiformes; Petromyzontidae
Gene: BMERB1
Product: bMERB domain containing 1
Biological process (GO): negative regulation of microtubule depolymerization
Cellular component (GO): microtubule cytoskeleton
Source: RefSeq, a predicted model, not a curated record
UCUGGCGACUAAAUCGCGCAAGUUCGCCACCACCGCCACGGCUGUUGUUGCCGAGAGAGCGGGGGGAGAGGGAUAGCGGCGAGAGGCGUCUUGAGUCUCGCCUGGGCACCAUGGAGGCCGAGAUGACGGCUCCGAGGACCCUGCCGGGCAGUCGGAGCGGCGGCUACGGGGCCAUGGACGACACCAGCUGGGGUCGCGGGACGCGCGCAGACGAGGAGGCGGGCGACGUGGUGUCCAUGGCCGACUCGACCGCCACGCUGGAGGACCUGGAGGAGGAGAUGGUCCGCAUCGAGCGCCUCCGCGAGCAGUUGGUGCGGCGCGAGUCGGAGCUCAGAUACAUGAUGGACGACAUGCAGCUGUGUCAGGAGAUCUCCCGUCUCAAGGCGGAGCUCCAGGCAUUCGUCUCCCUGCCAGACGCGGAGCGCACGGGAAGCGUGGUGCGGGCCCAGGAGGAGUCGCUCAUCAGGACGAUCCAGGAGCUGGUGGAGAAGAGGGACUACCUGGUGGACGACGUGGAGCUCGAGAGGCUCAGGGAGCGCGAGGAGGACAAGGAGAUGUCGGAUUUCCUGCAGAAGAAGCUGAGGAAGAAGGAGCGGCCGCUGCGAGCAGACGCGGUGCGGGCGGGUGGCCGCCGGGAGAGCGAGGGGUCCCCGCCGGUAAAGCCGACGCUCGCCAAGACCGGCCUCGCCCUCCUCAAGGACUGCUGCGGACUGGCCUCCUGCUGUGUGCAGUGACCUCUCGUGGGGACAGCGCUCGCGUCGCGAGCGAGAAGGCGUGCGUGUGUGCGGGCGUGUGUGGAUGAGUGAGUGUGAGCGAGUGUGGGUGAGUGUGAGCGAGUGUGAGUGAGUGAGUGUGAGCGAGUGUGGG